ACCACCUCGCCAUUGUAAAUUAAACUCUUGCUUCUGCCCGCCAUCCCGACCUUCGCAUGCGUGCGUGCGUCCUCUCCGAGCUCUUCCUGCUUCAUCUUGACCUUAGUCCUACUUGCUCCCUCCUCUGAUGAUCUCGCUAGCUUCUCGCGUCGGCUUCACAAGUCUAUGAGUUCUUGUACCGCAUUGACAGUUAGUAUUUCGUGGAGAAGGAGCUUUGUUUUAGCAGUUGGUUAUAAGGCUCUUGCUGUAGUUUGCUUUGGUUCACAGAAGGUUGAGGUAGCUAGAGGAGGCGGAGGAGGAGAAGGAUCACAAAGUGGAAGGUGAUUGCUGCAAGACGCGGAGCUCAGGUCUACUUAAAGUAUGGACGAUUUGGAUUUGCGAAGAGGUUGCCAGCAUGCUGCUAGUUUACGUCCCUUUUUGCGUUGUUAACCAAAGCAGGUGGUCUGGUACAGGCCGUCUGUGAGCUUAGAAACCUUAGGCCGGGACACGUAGGGCGAGAGAGUUGCAAUGCAGUUGUUCCGUUAUGAGAGGUAAGUCUCGUCCUAAGUGCAGUAGCUCCCUGUGUUGAGUGAUGUAUUUGGUUUGAGAGACGCUGGCACGGCCUGGUAAUGUGGUGGCGAAUAGAGGGAGUUGUUUGUGCAUUCAGAAGUAUGCCGGAUGGUCAUGUCUUAAUAUACUUCGUCAGCUAAGUGAAAGCGAUAUAAAAAGUAAACAUAUAUAGUAGGCUGCUUCCAAGAGUUUCGGGGAACGAGCUCCAAAAAUGUUGGUAAUGUCAGAUAGGUUGCACGCACUGCUCAGAAGAAUGCAUGCUUGAGUUGUUCAGCUGAAGGAGGAACCUCUGAAUGGCAUCUAGUUGCUCGCGGUGGAUGCCAUGCAAGCGCAUUCACUUAUUUAUGAGCACCCCCCCCCCAUGUGCGCGUGAUGAUCGAUUUUAUUCCAUAUCAGUCGGUAGCAGCCACACCAUUUUGAAGUUGUCUGCUUGUCCAUUCUGACUAAAUAAGGUAUAAGCUCAAGGCUAUGUUGCUCCGACUUUCCCCAAAAAUCAUCAGGAUUUCUUUGUGGAAUAAACAAACGUUGCUUGAAAAUUACGGGCACUGAUCCUUGGAGCUCAUGUAAUCGCGAACACAGGUCGCGUUAUUUUAUCGCUGGCACACAUUACUUGGUUAAUUAGAUGUGUCGGUGCAAUAGGGUUUUAGUCUAGAGGACUGGUUGAGUGACAGAGGUAGAGAAAGAGGAUCAACCUCGCUUACUGAAAAACCGAUGUGAACUCGCACACUCUGAGAGAACUCACACUGUAACUAGUUCACAUUUUCAGGGAACAAUUUUAGAGGCGGCAUUUAUCUCUCAGGAUUUCGGCAUUUUGCGUGAGAUACCCCAGUAGAAUUAAAGGAAUCAAGGAUAGAAUUGUGCUGGUCUCAUUGGGAACAUUCGUGUUCAUUUAAUGUUCUUUGGCUUUCAGAAUGGGGAUUUGCCAUUCGUUGUAACGAUGAGGUGUUCCAAACAACUUUUCCUGAUGGUCCACUGUUCUUUCGCGAGAAGAGUUGAAGCUCUUUGCUAACAGGAAGAGCCGAUGGUAUAGCUUCUCAAUUUAGUUGACAGUUGAUUCUGGUACAUCUGAUUGACGACAUGAGAUUGAUUGUGAAAACCGAAAAAUUUCUAUCAGCCACGAUUACUUCGGAUGAAAUGAGUGAUGCGAAGAUGAGUAAAGGCAGAAGUUUAAGGUGCUGAGGCAAUGCGAAAUCGUUGGUCUCAACGGAAGGAUCGAAUCGUGGAAGUUAAUAUCUCCAUGUGUUGCCAAGGUCAGGAAGAAGCUUGUUCGUAUCAGCGGAACGAAUGGGAAGGAUAGGACAGGAUUAUCAAGAGAUAUUUCGUGAAGACUUGUGAGAGCGAUCAUGCGUUGCAAUGCCUGUCCAAUUGCAGGGUUGCUUUUAUUGCUGCUUGUGGCUACCCAGAUUCUCAGGAUCGGCCAUGCUUUGCCAUGUUCUACAGGGGAUGAACCCCCUGCUCGAGUUCUUGUUACCCAGAAACCAGAGAUACAAACUUCCACCUUCUCAUCAUCCGAUGGGUUGCCUUCUGAUAAAUUAGUGAUGCGUCCAAUCCGAGCAUCCAGGUUUCUAGAUAUGCAACCUGCGAUGGCACCCCAAGUUCUGAGGACCCAACUGGUAGAUUAUUCGCCAGCCGCUUCGCCAGAUAAUAGUCCCCGUCUAAAUCGAACAAGGUCCACACGGCCAACAGUUACAGCUCCAGCUCCUUCUCCAAAAAUAAGAGGGCACCACCAUCACACAUACAAAGCACCAUCUCCUGCACCAGCAUUCGCUCCAGUGCCACCGCAGAUCUAUGCUCCACCUCCAAAGGAUAUACAAGGCUGUAAAGAAUGUGAAGACGGGUAUGCCAAUGCACCAUCAGGUGCUCCAUGUGGAUGUGUGAUACCGAUGACUGCACGCCUAAAACUAAAAAUCGGCUUUGAGAAACUAUUGACGUUGGUGAAUGCACUUGCCAAGGAACUUAGCGACAGCCUUUUACUGCACCAAAGCCAAGUGCAUAUAGUGGGAGCGAAUGCAGUAGAGCAAUUCCAGGACAACACAGAUGUGACUGUGCAGAUUGUUCCCUUGGCAGAUGCUUUUGACAACACCACUGCGUCGUUUCUUGCUUCUCAGAUCUGGGAACACGGAGUGAAAUUAAACGAAUCCCUUUUCGGUCUCUACAAAGUCAUCUCGGUACAUUAUCCAGGACUCCCUCCCUCUCCGCCUUCUCAAGCCCAACCCGAAUUCGCAAUACCUCCAAUACGAAGUGGAGGGACUGCACAGCGACCCAUUGGAGUGAACCUUAGCAAUGUUGACCAUAAAAUAAGUAGUGCAAAAAUUGCUGUAAUUGCUCUAGCAUCGACAAUGGGUGCAGCGAUCUGCCUCUGUGUGAUCUGGUUAGUGAUAUUAAAGUGCAAUAACCGGGCUCUAGCUAUUGAAAAGGCCACAGAGCUCCUCCAUCCUUCUGCCCCGAGACAGUCAACCCGCUCAGGUGGAGUUUCUGUGGUGUCCGGAAGCUUCCAAUCAGCAUCAUUUUCGGGUGAAUCAAUUAUACCAGUAUACAGGGGAACUGCCAGGUGUUUCUCGCUAGCAGAACUCACCAGAGCAACUGCAAACUUCAAACAAGAAAAUAUUGUUGGACAGGGAGGGUUUGGGACGGUCUUUCAGGGGAAAUUAGAUGACGGAACUCAUGUGGCUGUGAAAGUCUUAAAUCGCGGAGAAGACCAAGGAGGUCGAGGAUUUGUUGCUGAAGUUGAAAUGCUGAGUAGAUUACAUCAUCGAAACCUCGUCAAACUCGUUGGUAUAUGUAUAGAGGGGAUGCGAUGUUUAGUGUAUGAACUCAUCCCCAAUGGCAGUGUUCAGUCACAUUUGCAUGGUACAGACAAACAUAAUGCACCACUGAAUUGGGAGACCAGGCUGAAAAUCGCUCUGGGAGCCGCAAGGGGGCUAGCUUAUCUUCAUGAGGAUUCGAAUCCGAGAGUGAUACAUCGAGACUUCAAAGCCAGCAAUAUUUUAUUGGAAAUGGACUAUACCCCUAAAGUGGCCGAUUUUGGUCUGGCUAAGGCAGCCGUGGAAGGGGAAAAUAGUCAGCAUACAUACUCUCGCGUGAUGGGCACAAUUGGAUAUGUGGCGCCUGAAUACGCGAUGACAGGCCACCUCCUAGUGAAGAGCGACGUGUACAGCUAUGGGGUGGUUCUUCUUGAGCUUCUCUCAGGGAGGAUGCCUGUUGACUCAAAUAACCCAGAAGGGCAGCACAAUCUGGUCACAUGGGCUCGUCCACUGCUUAAAACUGAACAAGGAUUGGUGAUGCUAAUGGAUCCAUAUCUUGAGGGCGAUUCUCCAUUCGACAGCUUUGCUAAGGUCGCAGCUGUCGCUUCCACGUGUGUCCAACCUGAAGUGUCGCUACGGCCAUUCAUGGGUGAAGUCGUGCAGGCUCUGAAACUUGUCUACAAUGACUCAGACGCAAGUGACUCCUACCCAGAUGAUCUUUCCCUAGACCUUGUCAAGUAUGGGGCCACUACCGAUCACCGAGCACGGUUUCUCCCAGAUUCAUCCUUCCUCAGCAGUGAUUAUGAUUCAGGACUGUUCAACAGCAGGGAUCCUAUUGGGCAGCCUCUGUCGGCCUCUGCAGCAUUGUCAGAUUCCGAUCGCUCCGCUUGGCAAUUCUCUGCUUCAUUGCGUCGCCAAAGCAAUUCAGGUCCUCUGGAGACUUCCACUGGACAGAAGCCACCAGCGUCGUACAGGUUAAGGAGCAAGAAAGCGGUGACAAAGAGCGAUCAUGGAGGUGCAGGAGCCAACAGUCACUACAGACCUAGAGAGUUUUCAUCUAUUUGGACAUAAAAAUUCAGUGUGUAGACGUGGCUUUAUAUAUAGGUUAUCUCUGAGUUGGAAGGUGGUUUUCCCCUUGAAUAGAAUUGCUCGAUAGAAUGCUCAGGCCGACAGCUUUCGAAAAUUUAAACACGUCAGCUCUCUCAUGAUUUUCUGCAAAAUUAAAUCGGAUACCACUUUGAAGUUGCAUUCAUCAA
Messenger RNA from Physcomitrium patens, 4549 nucleotides. Its product is annotated as receptor-like serine/threonine-protein kinase ALE2. Gene Ontology annotation, biological process: protein phosphorylation. The record is from RefSeq and is a predicted model, not a curated record. Gene Ontology annotation, molecular function: ATP binding; protein kinase activity. Lineage: Eukaryota; Viridiplantae; Streptophyta; Bryopsida; Funariales; Funariaceae.